Abrus precatorius (Indian licorice) is the source of this 464-nucleotide messenger RNA. RefSeq lists its product as uncharacterized. The coding region runs from base 67 to 297 and encodes 76 amino acids. The record is from RefSeq and is a predicted model, not a curated record. Gene Ontology annotation, cellular component: mitochondrion. The transcript is spliced from 3 exons. Gene Ontology annotation, biological process: mitochondrial respiratory chain complex IV assembly. Lineage: Eukaryota; Viridiplantae; Streptophyta; Magnoliopsida; Fabales; Fabaceae.
UUCCAUGCACCGCCACUGCUGCUCCUGUUGUGUGAUCUUUUGAUUCAGGAUAAUAGGAAAGGAAAGAUGUCAUCUCUGGGAACUUCGAAAGGGAUUCUAGAGAUCGCCAAGUUUGGGGUUUACGUCACCGUUCCCAUCGUUCUUAUGUACGCUUUCGCCAACAACACCCACAACCUCCGCAAGUUCAUGGGAAACAGGUCGUACGUUGAAUAUCCGCCGGAGGCACCGAGGCCGCCAUCACCGGAGGAACUAAGGGAGAGGGCACGGGAGCUGGCUCGGAAAAGGAACAAUGCCUGAUGCUCCCUGUGGUGUGGUUGUGUACUAGUAUCACUGGUUAUACAGUAAAUAUGUUUAUUGUUAUGUGUAAUAAAAUAAUGAAUUCUAAACUACUCUAAAUCAAAAUAAAUAUGUUUUUUCAAACUACUCUAAAGAAGAAAAAGAAAUGCUUGUGGCGAUCUUAUAGC